This is a messenger RNA of Humulus lupulus (European hop), 2894 nucleotides long. RefSeq names its product protein TORMOZ EMBRYO DEFECTIVE. Gene Ontology annotation, cellular component: small-subunit processome; 90S preribosome; nucleolus. The record is from RefSeq and is a predicted model, not a curated record. Gene Ontology annotation, molecular function: protein binding; U3 snoRNA binding. Lineage: Eukaryota; Viridiplantae; Streptophyta; Magnoliopsida; Rosales; Cannabaceae. The transcript is spliced from 14 exons. The coding region runs from base 53 to 2647 and encodes 864 amino acids. Gene Ontology annotation, biological process: endonucleolytic cleavage to generate mature 5'-end of SSU-rRNA from (SSU-rRNA, 5.8S rRNA, LSU-rRNA); endonucleolytic cleavage in 5'-ETS of tricistronic rRNA transcript (SSU-rRNA, 5.8S rRNA, LSU-rRNA).
CUAUCAUCUGCAAAACCCUAAUUCUCAGACCUUCACUCUCCAUUCUCAAUCAAUGGCGACUCUACCACUCAAGAGGAGCUAUCGCUGUGUACCGUCUCUGCAACAGUUCUACACCGGUGGCCCCUUGGUGGUCUCAUCCGACGGCUCCUUCAUCGUCUGUGUUUGCGGCGAGUCCAUCAAAAUCGUCGAAUCCUCCAAUGCCGCUAUACGCGCAACCAUCGACGGCGACUCCGAGACCUUCACUGCUUUAGCUCUUACCCCAGACGAUAAGCUGCUCUUCUCCUCCGGACACAGUCGCCAGAUUAGGGUCUGGGACCUCUCAACCUUGAAAUGCGUUCGGUCUUGGAAGGGACAUGAUGGUCCUGUGAUGGGUAUGGCUUGUCAUCCUUCGGGGGGUUUGCUUGCGACUGCUGGAGCUGAUAGGAAAGUUCUCGUUUGGGAUGUUGAUGGUGGUUUCUGUACUCAUUACUUUAAGGGUCACAAAGGGGUUGUUUCGAGUAUUCUCUUCCAUCCUGAUUCGACCAAAUCACUUCUAUUUUCCGCAAGUGAUGAUACAACUGUAAAAGUUUGGGAUCUUUUAACUAAGAAGUGUGUUGCAACACUUGGCGGACAUCAUUCAACUGUUACUUCAAUAGCAGUAUCUGAAGAUGGUGGGAUGUUGCUUAGUGCUGGACGAGAUAAGGUUGUGAUGUUAUGGGACCUUCUCGACUACAGUUGCAAAAAGACUGUAUUGACUUACGAAGCUGUUGAAGCUGUUUGUGUUAUUCGAUCUGCAACUCCUUUCGUGUCGUGUUUGGAGCAGAGUGGAAAGAAUAGUGGGUUACAAGGAGUUUAUUUUGUAACUGUCGGUGAGCGUGGGAUUGUACGAAUAUGGAAUUCUGAAAGAGCAGCCUGUCUAUUUGAGCAACAGUCUUCAGAUGUUACUGUCAGUUCAGAUGAAGAUGGCAGCAAAAGGGGUUUUGCUACUGCUAUUAUGCUUCCCCUGGAUCAAGGUUUGCUUUGCGUGACUGUUGAUCAACAACUUCUUGUGUAUUCCCCUGUAAAGCAACCUGAAGGGAUCUUUGAUAUAGUCAUGAGCAAAAGACUUGUAGGGUACAAUGAAGAAAUUGUUGAUAUGAAGUUCUUAGGUGAUGAAGAACAAUAUCUUGCUGUUGCUACAAAUACUGAACAGGUGCGAGUGUAUGACCUUGCAUCAAUGUCAUGUCACUAUGUAUUGGCAGGUCAUACUGAAACUAUUUUAAGUGUGGACACCUGUGUAUCAAGCUCUGGAAGAACGCUUAUUGUAACUGGCAGUAAGGACAAAAGUGUUAGAUUGUGGGACUCAGAAACCGGACGUUGCCUUGGGUUCAGUGUAGGUCAUAUGGGUGCUGUUGGAGCCGUCGCCUUUUCAAAGAAAGGGAAAUCCUUCUUUGUUAGUGGUAGCAGUGAUCGUACCCUCAAGGUGUGGAACUUCGAUGGUCUUUCAGAUGAUGUGGAACAACCUGUGGAUCUACAAGCUAAAGCUGUUGUGGCAGCACAUGAUAAGGAUAUCAAUUCUUUGGCUAUUGCACCGAAUGAUAGUCUAGUUUGUAGUGGUUCCCAGGACCGCACUGCUUGUAUAUGGAAGCUGCCGGAUCUUGUACCUGGAGUUGUUCUUAAAGGGCAUAAAAGGGGGAUUUGGUCAGUCGAGUUUUCUCCGGUUGAUCAAUGUGUCAUAACAGCAUCUGGAGACAAGACAAUAAAGCUAUGGGAUAUAGCUGAUGGUUCAUGCUUGAAAACAUUCGAGGGUCAUACCUCAAGUGUGUUAAGAGCAUCAUUUAUUACUCGUGGAACUCAGUUUGUCUCUUGUGGUGCCGAUGGAUUAGUAAAGCUAUGGACAGUCAAAACCAAUGAAUGCAUUGCUACAUAUGAUCACCAUGAGGACAAGAUUUGGGCUUUGGCUGUAGGGAAGAAGACAGAAAUGCUGGCAACAGGGGGCGGCGAUGCUGUUGUCAAUAUAUGGCAUGAUUCUACUGCUUCUGAAAAAGAGGAAGCUUUCCAGAGAGAGGAGGAAGGUGUUCUGAAGGGUCAAGAACUUCAAAAUGCCAUAGUGGAUGCUGACUAUACAAAAGCAAUACAAAUUGCUUUUCAGCUACGUAGGCCUCACAAGCUUUUCGAGCUGUUUGCAGAACUUUGCAGGAAGAGAGAAGCUGAAAACCAGAUACAGAAAGCCCUUCAUGCUCUUAACAAGGAGGAGUUCCGGUUACUUCUGGAGUAUAUUCGAGAAUGGAAUACCAAACCAAAACUCUGUCAUGUUGCACAAUUUGUGCUUUUCAGAGUUUUCAACAACGUGCCUCCUACCGAGAUUAUUGAGAUAAAAGGUAUUGCAGAACUUCUUGAAGGGCUCCUACCAUAUUCUCAGAGGCAUUUUAGCCGAAUAGACAGGCUUGUUAGAAGCACAUAUUUGUUAGACUACACUCUUACAGGAAUGUCGGUCAUUGAACCAAAAACUGAUACAAGGGAAUUGCAAGCACAUUCAGAAAAGGCAGACCAGGAACAACAGGCACCCGAAGAAGGGUUGAAGCCGAAGGCAGCCUUGAAGAAGCGAAAAUCGGACAAACAUAAAGAUGGGAAGAAGCAAAAGAAAGUCAAGGGUGUAGCUUACACCAGCGUUGCUGCUGUAUCAUAAGAGUUGUGACAAUCGUCUGACGAUAUCCGAGCAACUUCUAUUUCACCGGUAACAGAUUUUGCAACCCUUGUCAUCGGAGUUGAUUGUAGAAAAACGAAUACUUAUUUAUUUUAGAUUUCCCCUCUCCAUUUGUUUCUUACGAUGGUUUGAGUACAAAUGAAAUUUUGUAUACUAGUAACAAUUGAACACUAGGCAUUUUUGUUCUAACAUUUUGGCCUCUUAUUAUUAAAAGUCAUUUCAUAGUUGA